This is a messenger RNA of Paramuricea clavata, 4982 nucleotides long. The record is from the annotation of a GenBank genome assembly. Lineage: Eukaryota; Metazoa; Cnidaria; Anthozoa; Malacalcyonacea; Plexauridae.
AUGGCGAGUUAUUUUGAUAUAAACGAAUUCAGCGUAGAACAGCUUAUGGCUCUCAACAGCAUCAUAGAUAGUGAUGAGGAUAUUGAUACAAGAGUAGAAGAUAUCCUUCAGGAGAGAAACUACAGGAUUGCACCUAAUGAUAAGGGCAAAAGUCCCUUUGAAGGAGAAAGACAAUUCGUAGACGAAGUUGACCGUGAUAUGGAGGUAAAGAAACCUAGACGCAUUCCCUUGAACUACAAGGGCAAAAGAGGAAUUAUGCCUACAUGGAAAUACUCUGACAGGCAAAAAGCAAAGGCCUUACUUGUAGAGGAAGCAUACCAGAAUCUACUAGCAAGAGACGUUCAGGGAUUACCACCAACAAUGGGAGGCAGAUGUCGCACGGAUGAUCCUCAAGUAAACGAGGAAAUCAAGAGAAUCGAAAAUGAAAGGAAUCCUAAGGUAAAGCGUCCCAGAGGUAGACCACCAAAGGCAAAGACUGAUGCCGAAGUGAAUAUUCCGAAGAAGAGAGGUAGACCACCAAAGGUAAAGUCUGAUGCCGAAGUGAAGAUUCCUAAGAAAAGAGGUAGACCACCAAAGGCAAAGACUGAUGUUAAGGUCAGGAAGCAAACCGUAGCAGAAAGAUUCCUGAGCCAAAGGAAGGUAAAACUCUCAGUGCCAGCAGAUAGUGUCAUAACUCCAACAGGUCCAGGUAAGUUCACAAUUUACUUGGAUCUUAAUAAGAGACCUGUAAGAAAAGCUCCCGAGGCACCUAAGGGCGUAGCUCCAUGGAAACCGAUACCCAAGCCUAGAACGGUACUUCCUAAGGAAAGACCUGUACCAAAACCUAGGACUAAGCUUCCUAAGGAAAGACCAGUUCCCAAGCCUAGAACAACCAAAGUAGUGUCUCCUCCCAAGUUACGUAAGCCUGUAAGGGUCUCGAGGGAAGUUAAGGAACAACCACCAGUGAUUACACCAGGUGAACACGAAAUUGAUCCAUUCGGAACAGAUCUCAAGAAGCCGUUCCACAGGAAAAUUGAAACAGCAGCAAAUGGAGCCGCUGUGACUUACUCGAUAACUCCUCACUAUAUGGACCCUCUGGACCAGAUGACUGCAAGUAGACAGGUAGUGAGAGGAAUACUUGUGAAUGAGUUGAAGAGAAUGGGUGGGUUGAAGUACACAGAGACUAUAAAGGUGAGAAUGUCAAAGGAAAUUGGUGACGGGAAAACCAAGAAGGACUCGAUAUACUUAAAAUCUAAGACUGGUACUACAACUAACUUCGAGGACAUUGAAAGUACUGCUGCUCAAAACCAGCUGACAAUAUUGUCCAGGAUUGAAACCUUCCAAAACUUAGGUUCAAACUGGAUUAUACUCAAUAUUGAGAGCCACUACGUAAACAUUGCAAUGUAUAAACCGUUAAAGGGUAGUUCAUAUUUAAAACUUCCACGGGACAUUAGUAAUCCAAAGUGUGGUCUCAUCAAUAUGAAAAAUGAUGAUAAUAUGUGUUUCUUGUGGAGUCAUGUGAGACAUCUAAAUCCUAAGGUCAGAAGAGCAACUACUAUUACACAAGAAGAUAGAGACUUCAUAGUGAACCUAGAUUACAAGGAUAUAGACUUCCCUGUGAAGAUAAGUGAUAUUGAUAAGAUCGAGAGGAAAAAUAGCAUCAGUAUAUCAGUGUUUGGUUAUAGUGGUAAAAAACAGUUCUACCCCAUAAGGAACUCUAAAUCCAGGUAUGAUGAGCAUAUGGAGCUUCUACUUCUAGGUGACGGUAAGGGUAACAACCAUUACGUACUCAUAAAGGAUAUUAAUAGAAUGUUGCAUAGUGUAAGUAAACACGGACACAGACAGCACUUCUGUCUACACUGUCUUCAUAGUUGUGUGAGUAAAGAGUCACUUGAAAAGCAUAAGGAAACAUGUAUGGAGGUAAAUGGAACCCAGGCUGUGGAUCACCCAAAGGAAGGUACAAAAAUAAAGUUCAAAAAUCACAGAAACUCAAUGCCUGUACCUUUUGUGAUAUACGCGAUUUUGAGUCCAUACUGGUACCUGAGGAGAGAAAAGUGGAGUCAGAAAGCUCUGAGGACAAAAGUAGUACAGACCUUUACCAGACACACAAGGCUUGCAGUUUUGGUUUGAAGACUGUCUGCCACUAUGAUGAUAAGUACUCCGGUGAGUAUAAGAGUUACGUUGGAGAGGAUGCUGCAUUAGUCUUCCUAAAGACUGUAUUGAAAGAGUCCCUGAGAUGUAGAGAAAUGGUUAACAAAAUAUUUAAGAAAAAGAUGGUAAUUACACCUGAACAAGAAUUUGAAUUCCAAGCUGCAAGGAACUGUUCAAUAUGCGGCAACGAUCUUGGUGAGAAUAGGGUAAGAGACCAUGAUCAUGUAACAGGACUGUACCGUGGAGCUGCUCAUAAUAUAUGCAACCUGAAGUACAGAAUUUCAUGGAAAGUUCCCGUGGUCUUCCACAAUCUGAGAGGUUACGAUAGUCAUCUUAUCAUGCAGGAAAUUGGUAAGUUCAAUAUGAACGUUAAUGUGAUCCCAAAUAAUAUGGAAAAAUAUAUUUCAUUCUCACUGGGUAAAAAUCUAGUCUUCAUAGACUCUAUACAGUUCAUGGCUUCUUCACUAGAGUCACUGGUAAGUAACCUUUCACCUGAGGACUUUAAAAUAGUAGGUAAGAGGUGGAAAGGUGAGGACUUUAAUUUAGUAACGCAAAAAGGAGUGUUCCCUUACGAGUUCCUCGAUGAUAUUAGCAAAUUUGAUACCAAAGGUCUUCCAAGUAAGGAUAAGUUCUACUCUUCACUGUAUGAGUCAAAGGUGAAGAAAGAAGAUUACCAGAGAGCUCAAAAGGUAUGGGAUCACUUUAGAAUGAAAACCAUGAGAGACUACCACGAUCUCUACUUGGAGACCGACGUUCUUCUGCUAGCUGAUGUGUUUGAAAACUUCAGGAGAACAUGUCUGGAAAAUUACAAACUAGACCCUGCACAUUACAUGUCAGCACCUGGUUUAAGUUGGGACGCUUUUCUAAAACAGUCAGGUGAAGAAAUAGAACUUGUAAGUGAUAUGGAUAUGUUCCAGUUCUUCGAGAAGGGUAUGAGGGGUGGUAUAAGUUAUAUUGCUCACAGACACUCAACAGCAAAUAAUAAGUACAUGGAAACGUACAACGAGUCGUCUGAAAGUAAAUACUUAAUGUACCUCGACGCCAACAAUUUAUAUGGCUGGGCAAUGUCACAAUCACUUCCUAAUGGAGAGUUCGAGUGGGUCGAGGAAGUUGAUAAUAUAAAUCUAGAUGAUUACCUGGAAGACAGCAAAAGAGGUAUGGUUUUAGAGGUUGACCUAGACUAUCCUGAGGAACUUCACAAUCUACAUAACGGCUAUCCUUUAGCACCAGAGAGUAAGGAAAUUGAUGCUUCCAUGUUGUCAGAUUAUGCUAAAAAUAUUGCUGAGAAAUUCCAGUUGAAAAUUGGAGGAGUAAGAAAACUUGUAACCUCACUAGGUCCAAAGAAGAACUACGUCUUACAUGUACGUAAUCUGAAACUGUACACAGACCUUGGGAUGAAACUAACAAAGAUCCAUAGAGCAGUUACAUUUAAACAGUCUCCCUGGCUCAAGGACUAUAUAGACUUCAAUACAAGAAAAGGGUCAGUAGCUCGUAACACGUUCGAAAAGAACUUCUUCAAGUUGAUGAAUAAUUCGAUUUACGGAAAGACUAUGGAAAAUCUUAGAAAAAGGGUUGAUGUAAAAUUAGUGUCCUCCAAAGAUGACCUCCUAAAACUGACAGCUUCACCAUGCUUCCAGUCACAUCGAAUUAUGAAUGAAAAUCUUAUAGUGGUAAAGCGAAUGAAAGAGGUUCUAACGCUAAAUAAACCUUGCUAUGUGGGAAUGAGCAUUCUAGACUUAUCAAAGACUUUAAUGUAUGAUUUUCAUUACAACAUAAUUAAAAAGGAGUACGGUAAUAAUUCAAGGCUACUGUUCACUGAUACUGACAGUCUAAUGUAUGAACUGAAGACGGAUGAUGUUUAUGAGGACUUUAAGAGAAUUGGUGAAAAGCAAAACUGUUGGAAUAAUUCAGAUUACCCAAAAGAUUCUCCGUACUACUCAACUCACAAUAAGAAGGUUAUAGGUAAGUUUAAGGAUGAAGCUGAAGGAGUACCUAUAAUUGAGUUUGUUGGGUUGAGGUCAAAAAUGUAUUCCUAUGUAAAGGAAAACGGUGGAGGUGGAAUGACUGCUAAAGGAGUUAAAAAGUAUGUCAUCAGAAACAAGCUCACUCAUGAGAACUUUAAGAAUGUAAUUAAUACGAAAGGUAGGAUGAGACAUAAUAUGAAUACAAUUAGAAGUGUAAAGCAUACAAUUGGAACUUACGAAUUAAAGAAGGUUACUCUGAGUUGCUUUGAUGAUAAAAGGUAUCUUUUAGAGGAUGGAGUUACCAGUUAUGCUUACGGACAUCGAAUGAUCAACAAAACAGACACCAAAAAGGUCACCGAAAAAGAAAUAAAACACAUCUGUGUACCAAUAAGGGUCGAACCAAAAAGUUAGUACUGUACAUUCAAAAGAGUAGAAAACAUCUACGAUAAGAUCCCCGAAAGUAGAGUAGUACUACCCGAAAAAGCAACCAUAAAAACAAAUAUGACAGAAUCAGAAGUGUACGGGGAAUGGUUACGAAACUGUUGGGAUAAGGAAAGUUCACUUGCAAAAUACGCAGAAUUAAAUUUCUACAAUCUAGAAUUGGAGGAUGAUAUUUUUGAAAACAACGAAGAAAAUAAAAUAGAACCAGAACCAGAACAAGAGAACUGGGAAUACGAUUUAGAAGAACUCCAGAAAAUAGCGAAGCAAAUUAAGAGGAGGAGGGAGUCCAAGAAACUUACCCCAUUAAGAAUGAUUUUACCAGACACUGAGUCCAUUAAGAGAAAAAUGGAAAUCCUACCUCCAGGAUCAAGGAAAGAGCUAAAAAUACUAUUAAAACAAAAAAGACAAACACUAGAAUUAAUUGGAACUAGGGAAUUAAAAAAAUAG